AUGGAGGUGCCCAGGAGGCGACUGCCUUCCUUCACGUUGACUCUCCCCAAACCCGCCUCAUCUGCGCUGGCUUCCUUUGGAGGUUUACAGAAAGUCACCAAGAAAGAUUCAGAUGAAGCCUCAGAGAAAACUGAAUCUGGAGAAGAGACAUUCCUCCCAGAGGCUGAGGACUCGGAUGUUUCUCUCGAAGCUCCAGCUGAGACCUCGGGACCUGUAGAUACAAGGUCAAAACUUUCCUCAACGGAUAGCUUCUACGAGGAGACUUUAAUGUCGGAGGAGAGGUUAGCACAGGAUGCUGAAGAGGCCACGAAGAAAUCUGAAGAAGAGGAAGCAGCGGAUAAAGCGAGAGCAGCCCAGAGACAGCUGAUGUCCAUCGAGGAGCUGGUCCAUUCUGAGAGGAAUUAUCUUCGUCUGCUGCAAGUCAGCACAGUGACCAUCAGGAGCAACCUGCAGACACUACAGCCUCCUCUAGCGAACCUGGACAGCAUGUUUCUCUACAUCGAGGAGGUGAUGGACGUGUCCAGUCGACUCCUCAGCUUGUUGGACCAGAAGCAGGUUCAGCCGGGAGAUCCUCAGUUCCUGGAGACGCUCUGUGCUUCGUUCCUCAGCCUGUCUUCAGACAUCGAAGCAGCCUAUAAGGAAUACUUGGCCAACUACAACAAUGUUACUGUGUUGGAAAACAGUUAUAAACAGAAGGAGGACGUCUGGAACGAGAUUGUCAACGUCAUCAAGGCCUCAGCGCCUGAGGUGAAUGCUACCUCUCUGAGUUUCUUCCUGGUGAUGCCGGUGCAGCGGAUCGCCCGCUACCCGCUCCUCCUGCAGACCAUAAAGAAACACACCGACCCGGCUCACCCUGCGUACGCAGUCCUGGAGCACACGGCUCACACCUCCAUCGCCAUCAACUGUCGGAUCAACGAGUACAAACGCUUCAGAGAAGUUGCUGACAAAUACAAGAAGACUGAAACCUUAACCAUCAAGGACAAGAUCAACCGGCUCAACUCCCACAGCAUUGCCAAGAAGACGGCGAGGCUCAGCCAGCAAAUCAAACACGAGACCGGAAUAGUUCCUAAGCUGGUUGAUGAGGAGUUUAACGUCCUGGAAGGUUUCUUCUACGUCCUGGGCCACGGGAUCCUGCAGCUGCUGGAGAAUGUGGAGACAUAUCUGCACCAUCUACAAGGUUUCCUGGCCUGUAAAACGGAGGAGUUUGACUUCGACAUGGACGGAGAGAAGCUUCCUAUCUGCUACAAAGAGAUCACCACAGCGCUCAGACAGUGGAUCCUUCCUACGUUUGAGAAGAGGAUGAGGACGCUGAUUCACAAACCGCUGUGUGCGCUCCGUGACCUCCUGGUGGGCCCGAGGAACCUGAUCAAGAAGAGGCUGGACAAGCUGCUCGACUACGAACUGAUCGAAGCCAAAUCUAAUCUGACCUACGAGGAGCAGGCGGUGGCCAACACCUACAGGACAAUCAACACGUUGCUCCUCAACGAGCUUCCUCAGUUCAACGCUGUAGCUCUGCAGAUGAUCUGGAGCAUGUUGGGGACGUACAGCUGUCUGCACAGAGAUCUCGCCUCAGACAUGGAGCAACUCUUCCAGAGCUUUACACAACAGCUGCCGCACAGCUCCCUCAGCCCUGGUGCAUUCUGGGAGUGGGCAGAGACCGCGGCGUUAGAAGGGGCGAGGAGGCUGGAGACUCUGUGUCGAAGUGUCGAGGAAACACUCAACGCGCCUUUCGUCCAGCCUCUGAGCCCGUCCUCCCAGCGCCGCCUGAAGCAGCUCACAGAUAAACACGGCUCUGGAAAGAUCUACCAGGUGGGGGGAGUUGUUGUGGGAAGCCGUGACCUGGACCUGAACCUCGCCAAAGGGGAACUCGUGGCCAUCAUCAGCGAGAUGGACACACGCGGAGACAAACGCAGAUGGCUGGUGGACGCAGGAGGCAGAAGAGGCUACGCUCCUUCAUCGAAGCUAAUUCGCUAUCACCAGCCAUCAGAGGACCCGCCCCCCUCGCCACACCUGACCUUGCCUGAUGGCGUGAUGGGAAUCAGAAGACACUCCCACACCCCUGAGAGCCGGCCUCUGACGGUCAUGAGCCAGCCUUGCUUCCAGGUGAUGGCCGCCUACGACUUCACGGCCAGAGGAAGCCACGAAGUCUCUCUCCGGGCCGGCGAGUCCGUCCGGGUCCUGGAGGCCCACGACAAGCAAGGGCACCCGGAGUGGAGCCUGGUGGAGGGGAGAGGGGGUCAGAGGGGCUACGUGCCCUCCAACUACCUCACCAUCACGCCCCUGGGGAUGGGACCACCCGGGUCGUACCACUGA
Messenger RNA from Limanda limanda (common dab), 2313 nucleotides. RefSeq names its product Rho guanine nucleotide exchange factor (GEF) 37 (gene arhgef37). Lineage: Eukaryota; Metazoa; Chordata; Actinopteri; Pleuronectiformes; Pleuronectidae. Bases 1 to 2313 code for a protein of 770 amino acids. The transcript is spliced from 13 exons. Gene Ontology annotation, molecular function: protein binding; guanyl-nucleotide exchange factor activity. The record is from RefSeq and is a predicted model, not a curated record.